Molecule: messenger RNA, 2611 nt
Organism: Catharus ustulatus (Swainson's thrush)
Lineage: Eukaryota; Metazoa; Chordata; Aves; Passeriformes; Turdidae
Gene: LRRFIP2
Product: LRR binding FLII interacting protein 2
Exons: 16
Coding region: 378-1844 (488 amino acids)
Biological process (GO): regulation of DNA-templated transcription
Source: RefSeq, a predicted model, not a curated record
GCGCGGGGCGGGGAAAAGGAGGGCGGCCUGGAACGGGGCGGCUUGUCUGCUGCGGCUCCGGUUCCCCCUACCCCUCACGGGGAAGGGGUGGGAGGGUGCAGUGGAGAGGGUUAAAUGAGGUAGCAGUUCCCUUUGCCGCGGCCUGUGGAUGGUCUGUGUCUGGCGGGCGCUGUGGUUGCCCUGGGGCGGCUUUUGCCACUGUUCCCAUCUCUCUGGGCGUAGGGAGUGAGGGAAGGAAGGAGCCUGAAGUGAUUCCGGGAUCCACAAACCCCUCACACCCCUGGAAGCGGUGGAGGGAAGAGUGAAACAAUUCCCCGCCUCCCUCCUGAGGCGUCCCGGUUCUGCGGCAGGCUGGCCCGCAGAUUCAGAGAAUAAAAAUGGGAACUCCUGGAUCAGGACGGAAGAGAACUCCAGUGAAAGACAGGUUUUCUGCAGAAGAUGAAGCUCUAAGCAACAUUGCCAGAGAGGCAGAAGCCAGACUUGCAGCAAAACGGGCAGCUCGAGCAGAAGCAAGAGAUAUACGUAUGAGAGAGCUGGAGCGACAGCAAAAAGAGCUGGAAGAAAAGAGUGAAAAAUCACAUUCAGAAAUAUUUUCAAGGCCCUCAUCUCGCAAUUCAGUAAACACAACUCCUCUGAGUGGCAACUCAUCUAGGAGAGGAAGUGGAGAUGGAAGCAUUUUGGUGGAUCCUGAUGCCUCCCUCAGUGAAUUACGGGAUAUCUAUGAUCUUAAGGACCAGAUACAUGAUGUAGAAGGGAGAUACAUGCAGGGACUUAAAGAAUUAAAGGAUUCACUAGCUGAAGUUGAAGAGAAGUACAAGAAAGCUAUGGUUUCCAAUGCUCAACUAGACAAUGAGAAAAACAACUUGAUUUACCAAGUGGAUACUUUAAAGGAUGUUAUUGAGGAGAAAGAAGAACAGAUAGCAGAGUUCUAUAGGGAGAAUGAAGAGAAGUCAAAGGAAUUGGAAAGACAGAAGCACACCUGCAGUGUUCUGCAGCAUAAGCUGGAUGAACUUAAAGAGGGUCUUCGACAGAGAGAUGAAUUGAUAGAGGCGAAUCAACGUAUGCAGGAGAAUAUAGACUCCAUAACCAAAGAAGUGUUUGAUCUCCAGGAGACAAUUAAUUGGAAAGAUAAAAAAAUAGGGGCCCUAGAAAGACAGAAAGAUUACUUUGACUGCAUUAAGAAUGAGCGAGAUGAGCUCAGAGAGGAGUUGGCUGACCUGAAGGAAACAAUGAAGAGAGGACAGAAACAUGGAUUAGUUAUAAUUCCGGAUGGCACACCAAAUGGUGAUGUAAACCAUGAAUCAGUGGUUGGUACAAUAACAGUCGUAUCACAGGAAGCUGCUCAGGUCUUGGAAUCUGCAGGAGAAGGACCACUAGAUAUCAGGCUACGAAAACUGGCUGGAGAAAAGGAGGAAUUACUGUCCCAGGUUAGAAAACUGAAGAUGCAGUUGGAAGAAGAACGACAGAAAUACUCUAAAAGCGAUGGCAUGAAUCCAGAUAUAAUAGGCUUGGAGAAUGGCUCUGACUUGCAGCUAAUUGAAAUGCAAAGAGAUGCCAACAGACAAAUUAGUGAAUACAAAUUUAAGCUUUCAAAAGCUGAACAAGAUAUAACUACUUUGGAACAAAAUAUUGGACGACUUGAGGGACAGGUUGCAAGGUAUAAAAAUGCAGCAGAAAAUGCAGAAAAAGUAGAAGAUGAACUCAAAGCUGAAAAAAGGAAGCUUCAGCGAGAGUUAAGAACAGCACUGGAUAAGAUAGAAGAGAUGGAGAUGACCAAUAGCCAUUUAAUGAAAAGGCUGGAGAAGAUGAAGGCAAAUAGGACUGCGCUUUUAUCUCAACAGUGACAUGGAAAUUGAAAAUUCAAUGCACUGCUCCUUGAAUAACUAGUCCCUAGCUUGUUUAUACAUACAGACUUUCAGUGGCAGAAACUAUUUGAACACUGAGCUGUUCACUGGUGGUUUGGUUUCAUAAUUAAAUGACAUACUUUUUGUAAUUUAUGAGAGAAUGAAAUGUAGUUUGAAUUCCCAUGUGAAUGACAGCAAUUUUUCAGUAGUGUUUGAUUCUAGAGUCAAAGAUGGAGCACAAUGCUGUAUGUUUUUACAACUGUGGAAUCAAGUUUACUCACGAUCUCUUUUGGCUGCUUUAAUGAUGCUUGAUGCUCAGAGACAGCUGCAUGAAUUCAAGACACUGUAUUAUGAAACUAACGUAUACUUGCUUAAGACAUCACACAGCACAAGUGCCUUUUAUCUGGUGCAAUUUAGUCUUCAUUGUUGAAAUAACCUUUGAAACCAGAAAACAUUUUAUUUUAAGAUACAUUUGGGGUAUUCCCUAAACUUUAUACAUUUUGAAAAUACAUUUUUUAAAAUAUUUAAAUUUAUAAGAAAAAAUAGGGACUGUAUAUAAAUAUCUGCUUCUUUUGCAUGGGCACAUCUGACUUCUAUGUAAUUUUGUCAAAUACUAGCCUCUGAUACUCUUAGCAUUAAGAGUUUAGGUUUUAAAACACCAUCAAAUUGUGUCAUCUGCUUAAGUGCAAAUCGAAAUUUUAUGGGGGGAGGAAGGGGCCAACAAUGUGGCUAAGGAGUUUAUUAAAUGGACACUUUACUGACCAAAA